AGUAUCCAGAACCAGCCAGACCAAGGUCUCCACAAAAAGAUGGCAACCAGGAUAUUGACAAUUUUAUAAGAAAAUUUGCGGAAUGGAAAAAGUAUCCGUUCUUGGAAUUUAUACCGUACGAGGAGUUUUCAAGUGUUGAAAAUAUUGGGCGUGGCGAAUUUAGUCAAGUUUAUAGGGCAACAUGGAAUAAAGGGCGCCUUCGCUCCUGGAAUAAAAAUAACGGAGAUUUCGCUCGAUUUCCACCGGAAACAGUAGCAUUAAAGGUUCUCGAUAAUUCUCGGGGAAUGAACUCUGAAUUUUUAAAAGAGCAACAAUUCUUAAAUUGA
Molecule: messenger RNA, 326 nt
Organism: Acaulospora morrowiae
Lineage: Eukaryota; Fungi; Glomeromycota; Glomeromycetes; Diversisporales; Acaulosporaceae
Source: the annotation of a GenBank genome assembly